AUGUGGUCAAGAGCCGUUUUUUUCCUGUUUCUAGGUGACUACCCUUCUUUUUCUGUCAAUUGAUCAUUUUUAGCUGCUUUUGCUAGCAGUAAAGGAAGUUACAAGUACGAGGGAUCUCUCUUUGACAGCGCAGAACUUGAGUUCGAUGAGGAGGACGAACAGGCAAGUGGCUCUAGCAGUUGUCGAAUGGCUUUCCCUCUUCCAGAGGAUGGGCUCUCUCUUCACCAAGUACCUGGCCGAUUCGAGGUCCCAACUCAUACUCGACUUGGACCUGUUCCAACACUUCUUCAACUACGGCGAGGCAUACCGACAAGGCGCCGAGGAAGGAAACGUAGAGCUAGUCAAGUACGCGAUUCAGAUCGUAGACAAGCUCAAAGAGUUUGACAUUUCCACAGGUUGGGCGCAGUUUUUUCAAAAAGUGUUUUGCUGUCAUAGUACCUGUUAUAUGGAAUCUUGCAGCUUGUGUUGGAGACAUGUUUCACUUGGCGUGGACGGCCGUCGAGUACGCGACUCACGUCGAGGAACAUCGCAACUGUUCCGACUGUCACUGCACGCCUCUGUUCCAGCAGAAGAAGAACGAACGUCAUUGGAUUUUCAACGGUUUAUCGUUCUCAGAUUGAACAGAGAAUAGAACUCAGGGAUUGAGACUAUGAAAAUCAAGAAUUUUUGCAUAGCUAUAUAAAACUAUCAAUGAGGAUUCAAAAAAGCUGCAAAAACAGUUCUACUCUUCUGGAAUCAUUUAAACUGACGGAAUAGUCUCAAACUCAAAAAGUUUACUUUUCUUGUAGUUCUGGAUGCGAUGGGAAAAGUGCCUUCGGGAGUCUCGAGCGGGAACAACUUGUGGGUCGGCUCCUGGAACACUUGUCGCAAGAUCAAAGUGAAAAAGAAUCAUCAGGGGUCCGAAGGAGUUUUCCCAGCAAAAUAAACUCCUUGGAUCUCAGCCAGCACUGGAAAGGACAAUACUGUCUGGCACAUGUUCACGCCUACGAGAGGGACAAUCCGUUGAAAUCUCUGGGCGACGAAGGACCCGUCGACCAGCACUGUUUGUGAGUUCUUUUCAGAGACUUUUUUGGACAUCUGUAUCGUUGCAGCGAACCUCCCAAACCGAAAAACACUUCUUUGGACACGCAGUGCUUCAACCUGUUCCCACUGCUCAAUUUCGGCGUCUGUCUUCCUGAUACCUGCACGGAAUAUGACGUCAAAAGAAUGCUUACUUUUGGUACUUGAAUCGUUCGAUUUAUACAAAGUCGAGUUUCUUAUUAGACAAAGAAUUUUUCAGUUCUUUCGUAGAUACCAGGGGGUUUCAUACUGAUGUUUUCCUCGGAGGUUAAAAAAGAAAGUUUCAUCAUUUUGGGAGCUUAUCAAAGAUUUCGAGCUAAACUUUCGUCAGGAAUCAGAAUGACGGAAGGAAUGAUGGGGGUGGACAAGGUGUGCCGCGUUUCUGUCGAGUGCCGCAACGAAAACGAGGAGAACUCCAUGACCAAGAGUUCGCUGGCCAUGUUUGCCUUGUCAGUUGCUCUUCCUUUUCCAUACUUUCCAGACUUCUCAAUUGGAAUAACUCAUUCUUGAAGGUAUUUUCUAAUCGCCACAAUCGUCGUCGUCGUAUUCGGAACGCUCUAUGACCUCUUCAUCAUUCAAAACGCCACAGAACCUAUCAUUAUGGAGCUCCAACGUAACGAUCUUCUGUUAUAUCGUCAACUCUCGGCCAAUUUUCAGAUCCAUUCAUAAAGUUUAUUCUUGCAUACUCACUCUAUACCAACGGAAUUCAAAUUCUUCAAUCGAAAAAAAGAGAGGUGAUUCCAGUUUUCUUCCAAUUUCGCCUUUUUUCUGAGAAAACUCCUGGUUAGCUUUAGGGAGAAAUCAACUCAUUGCACGGAGUUCGAUUUCUGAGUAUGUGCUGGAUUAUCCUUGGUCACACCUAUUAUUAUAUUGGAACAAGUUUAACCACAGGUACAAGUUUUGAUUGAAGAUAGAUUUCUUAACAACAUUUCUGGCAAAAAACGAAAGAAAGUUUUCUCUAGGUCUUUUUUCUUCUUUUUUCGAAACAAUAUUGGUAGACUUUCAAAAUUUCACUAAUAACUGCAAACUCCGUAGCGGGCUUAGACGGAGUUAUGAAAACAUAUGAAAGCCUUUAUUCAGACGCUUCGCAUCUCGCAUAGUUUUUUUUUUAUUUGCUUUUACGAUCACGUUUUCUUGCAAUUAAAUGUUUGAUAUAGACAAUCUUCUGCCAACUCUCGUCAACUUUCCUCAACAAUUCUACACACAGAUCAUUGUCCAAGCUCCUCUGGCCGUAGAUUCGUUCUUCUUUUUGAGGUUAACAUUUCUAUCUUCAUGAACUGAUUUUUCUUUUGCAGUGGCAUGCUAGCAGCUUUUUUCUUCUUCAAAAAGCUUCUGAAAGGCGACGGUCGUAGUUUGAAAGUGUUCAACCCUCGAAUCUGGCUGCUCUAUGAUCUCAAACGCUACACAAGGUACGCGGCAUGUAGACCCGCUUUAGUCUUUCGCCGCUCUUCCCAUCUCGCCAGCCUCUAUAGCUCAGUGGCAGAGCGUCUGUCUCGUAAACAGAAGGUCGACGGUUCAAUCCCGUCUGGAGGCAUAUUUUGUCUUGUCGUUUUUCAUGAGCUGUCUUGCAGAAUAACGCCGACUUAUGCGGUUGUCAUGCUCAUGGAUGUCACUCUUUUCACAUACGUUUCAAAUGGACCUUUUUGGAGGCCAAUUGAGAAACAAGGUUUUUUUCAAAAUAAAAUUUAAUAGCCAUUUACACAUAAAGGCUGUCGACAUGCUUGGUGGACAAACUUCCUGUACCUGAACAACUUUUUAUUGCAGGAUGUAGAAUGCGUAAGUUUUAAUAAAAUGAAAAGGAAAAAAAAAGGAAACUUUUCAGUGUAUGGGCUGGACGUGGUAUUUGGCUAACGAUUUCCAGUUCCAUCUGAUUCUCAUGCCACUCCUAGUCAUUGUUUUCUACAAAUGGUAAUGGUUUCUAUCAAGAAAACGCUAUGAAAACUUUCUUUGGAGGGGUAUGAAAGCCGGUUUUGCGACUUCAACGAUAAUUGUUGUAAUAUCCUCGGUCCUAAAACUGGUAAUCAUCCAGUACAAAGGUUUCCCACCAGCACCUCUUCUGACCGCGAAAUUACAAAUGUGAGUGCGAGUCCAUUCAGCAAGAACCGUCCCAGAGGACGAUCAGAACUUAUUUUUCUUGAAGAGUGAAACAGCUGGAUGAGUACUGGAACCAUGUGUAUGUCCGGCCGUACGUCAGAUGCGCUCCAUUCAUCGUGGGAGUUGUCGUCGGCUACUUGCUGAACGCCCUCACUGAAAAGGACCAGAAGGACCUCAACAUCAAGAUGUCGCGAGUACGUUGCCAGUUUUUGAGUGAGGGACGUCAUCUGAUUCAGAAGCACAUCAUCAUUGGCUGGGUGACGUCGACGGUCUUGGGUUUGUACUCAGUUUUCGGUCUCUACAAUUUUGCAAGGACUGGAAAUAUUUCCGAAUGGUGGAAGGUACGGCGUCUUCAAUUUCUCUUUUUUCCCCUCUUUUCUCGAAAACUUAAGACAAGCUCUAAUCAAAUCACUUAAUUUUUCGAACCAUCGAAAUGUUAUGGCGAUGCAGCCGAUAAAAAAGGACUAAUCCUUUUUUUAAAAUCGAUUCGACAGAAAAACUCUGCUAUCUAAUGUAUUUGAUAAGAUAAUUUUUUUAAGUUUUAAGUUUUCCGCCCUUUCUGGUAUUUCUAGUAUUUCUUCUAUCAGUUUACAAACUGAAAAUUUUAAGGAAAAAAAGGAAAUUGCAGGAUUUUGAAUUUUCAGACAGAACAGAAGCCUUCUGUUCGAAAAUUUAAAAAAGUAAAAGUAAAAAAAAUAGAAAAUAAAAAAUGAAAAAUUCAGUUUUCUGUCUAAAAAUUUAAUUCGCGUUGAAGAUUUUUCCACUCUUUUUAGGAUACAAUAUUUAUAUAUAGUCAAUGUUUCCCGACUUGAAAGGCGAGGGAGGCGGGGCAAGGGACGGGACGCGUAGCGUGCGCGUACGCGGUUCUUGGCACGAGUUCAAUUCAACCGCGAGCGAACAUUCAGAGAGCUUAUUUAUCGCUCUUUUCACUCCUUUUUCAAUUAUUUAUCGAUUAUGUUCAUGUGUGCAUCAAAAAAUAGUAGAAAAUACAGAAGAAGAACGGUUGCCGAGCUUUUUAGAUAGUCGGCGGCGAUUGAAUUGAACUGACGCCAAAAAGCGCGAACGCACACCACGGCGUUCCCAAACGGGGUGGCAAAACGUCAAAAAAAAUUUUGGCGCGAAAUUUGAAAUCUACAGUACUUCAGCCGAAGGCGAUCGAACAAACAAGUUAUUAACGUUGAAUAUUCAGUGUAAUUGUGACGUCACGUGACGUAAUUUUAUCCGUAGCGCGCACUAAAUUUUUUCUGUAAAUUCAGAAACUUUGACGCCUCGCUCACCUUCCCUCACCCCCAUUAAGAACGCCGUGCACACGCUACGCGUCCCGCCCCUUGCCCCGCCUACCUCGCCUUUCAAGUCGGGAAACAUUGACUAUAAUUGUAAAAAAAAACGCUAAAAUUCAGAAAAUUCGGAUGUACGUACGUACGUGCUAUUUAUAUCUUUCUCUUUCUCCAUUGAGGGGGAAGAAAACCCAGACAGAUCAGAAUUUUUUUAGCCGUGGCAAACGAUUCAUAUAUAUUCUACCGUUUUAGUAAAUCUAAAUGAAGUUCUCGAGAAAAAAAAAAUACAAGAAAAAAGUAAUGAAAUUCUUUUUUAAUAGGACAAACUCAAAAAUUAAAUCUUUUUUCGGUUGAAAGUGGACAUUCAGAGCAAUUUUGAGAGUUGAAUCACUGUGAAGUCAAUUUUUCCCGACUUGAAAUGCGAGAGAGGCAGAGAAGUGUGCGGGACGCGUAGCGUGUGCGUACGCGGUUCUUGAAACGAGUUCAAUUCAACCGCCAUGGCGGUUGAAUUGAACUCGUUGAUCGAUUAUUUAAAAAGCUCGGUCACAGUUCUUUUUGCAUCAUUCUAUUAAUUCUUAAUGCACAAAUAAACAAUCAAAAAAGAAAUAAAAAAGAAAUGAAAAGAAUCGAUAAAUGAGCUCUCCAAAUAGUCGCUGGCGCUUGAAUUGAACUAGUGCCAAAAACUGCGAACGCACACGCUACGCGUCCCGCCCACUUCUCUGCCUCCCUCGCCUUUCAAAUCGGGAAAAAUUGACUAUAUCAGCUUUUUUUCUGAUUUUUCAAGAUCCUCUACAUCGUUUUUGGCCGUCCAGCCUACGCUCUAUCUCUCGGUUGGGUCGUUUUCGCUUGUUCAUCUGGAAACGGAGGUCAGAAAGUGAUGCUGAACGUCAAGUCACAGAAAUCAGAUAUCCAGGCCCGUCAACAAGUUUUUGUCGUGGAAGUUCUUCGUGCCCUUGUCGAAGAUUACGUUCUGUGCCUAUCUUUUGCACCCUAUAAUGCUUCAAAUCUACAACCUCAGCCGUCCUCAACCUUUCCACUUCACUACUUUUGGACAAAUGGUGCGUCGCGAAAAGUUCGGUGAAGAAUGUUACCGUUUCAGUUGCGUCACACGUUGGAAGCGAUUUUCGUUUCUUACCUUCUUGCGUUUUUCUUCUGCUUGGCCUUUGAGAAACCGUUCACGGCGAUCGACGAGAUGCUUCUUCCGCAGAAGAAGUCGUCACGAGGCCGUCAGAACGGCGACGUCGAGCUCCAGCCAAUCGAGCAGCCGUUGCUCAAAACCGAGGCCUCAGUUACCUCCAAGAAGUAAUCUUAAGUUUUCCUCCUUGAGAACUUUUUCUUUUUUUAAACUAUUUUCCCGACCGGUUCUAUGCAACUAAUUAUUUUCAUCUAUCUCUUACCGUGUGAUUAUGAUUGUUGAGACGUUUUAGAAAUCCAAAAAAUUCCUAUAAUUCGCUAAUUUCCAAGGUAGAUUGAACCUCCGAGGAUGUAAUCGUCUUUUUUCCCAUAAUUUUCUGCCUUUCUCUCAAAAGCCAUUCUAUUAUACUGGAAGUCGCUUUCCAACCCUUUCAGACCAUCGCCGCCUAUUCAGGCUUCCCACUUUAAUCCGCUUGCUGUGAUACGUUCCAAACGUCUAUUCUCAAGUCAAACCGCCCUUUUAUGGAGCUUAUCCCACUUUACUUCGUGAUCCGACACUUAACGGGCUUCUUAAUAAUUACGAUUUUUUUCGAGAAUUAAAUAUUUAUUGAAGGUUUCAAAUUCCGUCUUUUUUUCAAUAUAGUUUAAUUUUUUUCAAAUAAAUUAAAAAAACAGAAUAUGAGUUACGGGAUAAUAUUUUAUAUGCGACAGUCACUUUUUAAUCUUAGUUUCAAAACUUUUGAAAAAUAGAACCGAAAAAAAGGAAUGCGCCUCCAAAAAAAGCCAAACCUCAACUUUAGAUCAGCGUUUUACGAAAAAAAUUUGUAUUCAACAUUUUUUUAACAGUGAAUAAAUGAAAACCCAUGGCUUGAAGUGAAUACUCCCUUUAUUCGUUUUUAAAUAUUCAAGAGGACGUUUAGAAAAGUUGAAUAGUUGGCAAUUAUGUUUCAGAAGAAGAAGAAAAACAAAUUGGAAUUUCAAUUUUUUUUUUGAUUAAAAAAAAGGUGCUUCUAUAAGAAAAAGACGCGUUCUCUAGUGUUGCUGAGAUUAUAGGGGAAUUGGCGAACGCGCCAAAAUGUUGGCAGCAGCAGAGAAGUGUAAAGAAGGGAACGGCGGAAAUGUUUGCGCGGAUUCUUCUUGGGUCGCCGUUCGUCACCGUUACCUUUACCUAAGUCAUCAUCCGAACUUCUCCAGAUUUUCGUUGAAAUUUAUGAAAUUGUGCUAAUGCUCAUUGUAAGAGACGUAGAGAGGCCGCCAAAAUCAAUGGAAAACGGGGUAGAGGAGAAGACGAGAGUGCACAUGGCGUUGACCGCGACGCAGCCGCGCCGCGACGUACCACCGAGUGGACGGAGGCCUCUCUUGGCCAGCGCGUUUGGGUCUGUGGAGCUUUCGACCAACUUUUCGGUUCGGGGAUGGAACCUCGCAAGGCGCCUUAUCUCAAUGCCGCGCCAAUUUGA
Messenger RNA from Caenorhabditis auriculariae, 7021 nucleotides. The record is from the annotation of a GenBank genome assembly. NCBI's taxonomy places the organism in Eukaryota, Metazoa, Nematoda, Chromadorea, Rhabditida, Rhabditidae.